UAUCAUUUAAUUACCACCAUGUCUCUAUGCUACAUUUCAUCCACAAGCCUCAAAAUACUCUUCUUUUUUACCCUCGUAACAACCAACCUCUUUUCUUGCCAAGCCAUAACCAAAGUAAACAUUUCCCUAGUCCACCACGGCUACCUCACGGUCGAUUACUACGCGAAAACAUGUCCUCAAGUCGAACAAAUUGUGGGCUUUGUCACUUCUACAAAAUUUAAAGAAUCUCCAGCUAUUGCUCCUGCCACAAUCCGACUUUUCUUGCAUGACUGCUUUGUUCAGGGGUGUGAUGGGUCAAUAUUGAUAUCAAGCAAGCCGGGAAGCAAAGAAUUGGCGGAAAGGGAUGCGCAGGAUAACAAGGAGAUACCGGUGGAGGCGUAUGAUGGCAUAGAAGAAAUGAAAGCAAUGGUAGAGAGCAAAUGCCCUGGUGUUGUGUCUUGUGCUGAUAUAUUAGCAAUUGCAGCCAGAGACUAUAUUCAUCUGACAGGAGGACCUUAUUAUCAAGUGAACAAAGGCAGGUGGGACGGACGAACGUCAAUGGCCAAAUUAGUUUACUCAAACAUUCCCCACGCAAAUUCCACAAUUAACGAUCUCCUCAAACUUUUUGCAUCAAAAGGUUUAACACUUAAUGAUCUCGUGGUCCUAUCGGGAGCCCAUUCGAUCGGAUUCGCGCAUUGCAAAAACUUUGUCAACCGUCUUUAUAAUUUUCAAGGCACAAACAAGCCUGAUGUUGAUAUGGAUCCAAGACUUCUCAAAUCCCUUAGAAUGUCUUGUCCACAAUUUGGAGGAAAUAUUGGUGUGGUUGCACCUUUUGAUGCCACUACUCCUUUUAUUUUUGACAAUGCAUAUUACCAAAACUUGCAAGAUAAAUUGGGCUUGUUGGUAACUGAUAAAGCAUUAUUUUUUGACCCGAGAACUAAACCUUUGGUUCAAGAAUUGGCUAAGGAUAAAAAUAAGUUUUUACAAGAGUUUUCAUUGGCUAUGGAGAAGUUGGGAAAUGUUGGAGUUAAAAGAGGAAAGAAACAUGGUGAGAUAAGAAAAGUUUGCAAUAUGCAUUUAUAAGUUAUCAUGUCCAUCUCCCUUUGAAGUAAGAGUGGACGUGAUGGUUGGGGUCGUCGGUAACGUCAUGCCGAAUGACGUAUUGAUUUUCGGUGCCGUCUAUUGUCGUUUCAACAAAGGUUAAAUUAUACAAUUAAAGUCGUCCAACUUUAUUUGAUUUGAUUUAAUUUUUUUUAUUCUUAUCGGGUAUUGUGGGUUUAUUGGGGUUUAAUGGGUACAAAUUUUAGUGUAAGUUGUGUGUUGUUAUGUGGUUGUUAGAUGUGGAGGAUAACUUUGAUGUAGUAAUUGAUUGUUACAACUUACAAUGGCUCUAAAC
Molecule: messenger RNA, 1375 nt
Organism: Erigeron canadensis
Lineage: Eukaryota; Viridiplantae; Streptophyta; Magnoliopsida; Asterales; Asteraceae
Product: peroxidase 19-like
Exons: 3
Coding region: 19-1062 (347 amino acids)
Biological process (GO): response to oxidative stress; hydrogen peroxide catabolic process
Molecular function (GO): peroxidase activity; heme binding
Source: RefSeq, a predicted model, not a curated record